Molecule: messenger RNA, 6381 nt
Organism: Hydatigera taeniaeformis
Lineage: Eukaryota; Metazoa; Platyhelminthes; Cestoda; Cyclophyllidea; Taeniidae
Source: the annotation of a GenBank genome assembly
AUGCGGCCCAAAAAAAACAAAAAGCGAGGUAGCAUUGGUGGUGGCCUCGCAAAAUCACCUUCAUCGACACCAAUUAAAUGUGUUGGUCGUCGUGGUAGACCUCCUUCAAAAUCACCUGCGUCUGCGUCCCUUCCUCCUCCUUCUCUUCCUUCACAGGAAAAUCACAACCACUCCCUAUCUCCGGAUCAUUCUCGAACCUCGAGCAGCGAUCAGGAUAUGUACCAGGGUCAUACUGCUCCUGUUUUUAAUUCCAAACCUGUUCAGCCCCUUGAUUCUGUUGGUGCACCUGCAAACGCAACAACCCACCCUGCCUAUAUUUCCCCAAACGAUAACAUUGAUCGACCAAGGAAGUUAGCCAAACGUGAACGCAAGGCAUUGAUCAAAUCGAGCCGCAGAACCCGCGCUGUUAUUGACGAGUCCUUCGUCGCCAACAUGAACGAACUUUCGGACAUUUUUCGAUCCAAUUGUGGCGUCGGUCCUUGUGAACUCCAUCCUGUUCCCGUGGCAGCUGAUCCAUCAAAACCCCCACCACCACCACCACCACCACCACUGCCGUCUAUGUCAUCUCCUCGCGGUGGUAAGGGUCGUGGCGGCAGUCGCCGUGGCAAAAUUCCUUCACUUGGUCCGGCCCCGAAGCCUACUGUCGCAUCAUUAACGCCGCUCUGUCUCCCUUUUGGUGGCCUUCCCAACCGACUAAAAUCCCCCACCACUCAACUGAAACAGCUGACUCCACGCUGUGUUCGACGUUUUCUUAAAGCUGUAAAUGGCAUCUUGGAGCCAUCAACCACCGUGUCAAGGCUGUUUCAACCACUUGAUGUUCCGUCUUCUAUCAUUUUUUCGCCUCUUCCCGCCUGCGCCCCUCCUACCAUUGCUGCUGCUCCCAAUGAGGCGAACGGCUUUUGUGGUAAUAGUGAGAGUAUCAACAAUCACGUUGUCCUCUCAUCACCGUGCAAACGCGGCCGAGGAAGACCACCGAAAUCAUCAGCUCCUGUGGCAGUUCCAGCAAUGUCAAAGUCUCCUAUCUUGUUGGACCUAACUACCAACACAACAGAUGUUUUAACUGCGCAGCCCGUGAUGCCGGUGAAGACGCCAGUGAAGCCGCGACGGAAUUCGGCUGGAACACCGAGAGAGCUAAGAGCUCUUCUCACUUGGGACACCAUGAUGAAAGCUAGUCAAGAAUCUGGAGGUCCUUCAGGUUCAGGUGGGGAUUUCGCAUCAAUGGCUGCAUCAGCUGGAGAUCCGACUUCGCCACUCUCGUUGCAAAUUGUCUCUAGUGGGACGGGUGACGAGGCCUCCGAUCAACGAACAACGCGCGGGCGAAGUCGACGCUUCUCCACAGGACCGGCUAGCUCUGGGUCCUUCACUGAAACGGAGUCAGUUCACCAUCACCUCCCUCAACCGAAUUCUGUAGCGAUGGGUUUUGAGGCCUCUGGUGUUGCAUCUUCAACUACAGGAUCGGAGAUAACCGGAUCCAUUUUUACUGAAGGAGCAGUAGCUGAGAAGGGCGAACCUCAUCACACGUUCAGUCUCUCUCCCAAUCGAGGUGUUGGAAGCAAGAAUCGAGCCUUUGGGAAUCGGAAACGUAGAGCAGCCUCUCCUUCGCUCCAUCCACCCUCAUCUUCGUCACCACCUUCAGCCCUUGACACUGCUGCCACGCUUGAACAGGAGGCUUCUCAGGCCUCUCCCACCCUGGCAUCGCCGCUUUUGCCCCCUCGUAAGCGCUACAAGGUCGUAGGCAGUGGUGGAGAAAGUGGGGAAGUGACAUCUGCUGCCACUGCCUCUACUUCAAUCAGUCACCACCUUCACAAUGACAACACGGAAGGUGGGAAUAAGGCUCUGCAAUUUGGUGUCCAGGACAUGGACGAUGGUAAUGCCUUGGAGUCGAUUUCCCCUCACGGUGACCAACAUCAUCAGAGUAAUGCGUUGGCUUCAACUGUUGGUGUAACAGCGGUCUCAACAGCGGCUGCUCCUAUCCCAACUGCAAAACGAAGACCUAGAGGUGAGGGUUGGGCUUUCAUUGGCGCAGGAUUUCUUUUCAUUUACAAAAAGGAUAAUGGACGAACCCUUUUCCUCGUUUUAGGACGACCGAGUAAAAGGACGUGCUCCCCCAGUGGGCGACCAAAACGAGAGGCCGCGGCCAUGGGUUUCGCUAGCAUGGUUGCAUCCUCAAUCAACUCCACAUCAAUGCUUUCGAUUGUUGAGGAGGCGGAAAUCACUUCUAAUCUAACCACGGUCGAUGCGAUGGAUGUGAAGAAAGAAGAGAUUGCCCUUCCCUCUAAACGCGGACGAAAACCGAAGAAGGCAGUUGCAUUACCCUUAACUGGGGCAGCUCCCAAACCCCGUGGGCGUCCACCGAAACAUCCACGUCCUUCUGUCGAAGAACCCAUUAUUGUGGAUCUGGAGGACAAGAAACCAGCGGCUGUAGCUCCAGAUAUAUUUAUCGAACUCAAACCUCCAUGCAUGACUAGUCUAGAAGCGCGGGAGGAAGGCGAGGGUGUAAAGCCUAUAGACCACUUGGAGGGAUCUAAGCAACGAGAAAUGAAGAAGGCAAAGCGUGGCAGACGUCCAACUUCAUUGGCUUCGCCUCCUCCUGUCAAACGCAGAGAGAUGGAAGAAGAUAUGGAGAAUCGCCUGAUAUAUGGCAGUCACCAACUUCGACUAUUUCUUCUCCGAAACUACUAUUCUCGUCGGAAAGGGAAGGCCCAUUCUCUGGAAACCGUUCAUUUGGGCUUGACAAAAACUCAACAGUUCUUAGCUGCCGGGCGGAUUGCAGAACUCCCAACUAGAACAGGUUUCUUCCCAUUUGCAUUGCUGGCCGACCAAAUCGUUGAAGAUGCAGGGGCUAGGGAAGGUGAAGAACAGGAUGAAAGAAUGUGGGUUCAUCAGCUAUACUCACGUCUUCUGAACACUUCGGAUCUUUGCGAUCCUUCGACACGAUUGACAGCUCCUCUACUCUCUCUUCCCUGUCCUCUGCGCUGCCCCGAAUUUUAUCGAUUCAUUUGUGGUUCGGGGCUAUUGAGCAACUUUGAAAGCGCCUUAGAGUGUGAGAACUCAAUCCAACCACGGAUUCUUGGAACUGUUUCUCCCGACAUUGUUCCCCAAUCUGCGAUCAAGACGGCUCCGUUCUACCCCAGCGGGUCGGAGUGGCCGCCUUUGUGCCUGCGAGACAUUAUCCCACGCUUAGGGACCGUAACGGAGGGAUUUCAACAACUGGAUCUACUCCUUGAAUUUCUCUUUCGAACAUGGGAAGCCUAUGCUGGGAGACGCAGUUGGGUGGGAAAACAAUUGCAGCAGAUUCGAUCGCUCUACAACCAACUUCGGACAGAGCACGUAGCUAAUCACCCGGAAAAAGAACUUCCUCUCCCCUCCGCUGGUCUAGCUUCUGGUUCGGCAAAGGGCUCAGGUCCGAUCAUCGCUGGCAGUGGAGUCGCCCGCAAGAAGGUCGACCGACAAACUCUCGAACGAGGUGCUGAGGUGAUUCGCUGUCUCUGCGGUUUCCGUGUGGAAGGAGGGCAUGUGAUGGUUCAGUGCAAUGCUUGUGUCACUCGUCAACACCUGCCGUGUGUGUGGUGGGCUCUUUGUCUAGACAUGAAUCCACGCCUGGCUGCUCCAGCCACGCCUCUGGGUGCUACUUGGCCGUCCAUUACAAAGCCUGCCGCCUCUCCCCUCCGGUUAGCCCGUUGUCGAGCUGCUCUGGCUGGAGCCCUGGCCGCUGGAGGUCACAACAUUUCUUGGCUUCUCUCCCUUACUAAAAUGCCUGAGUCCUGCCUCGUCUACUACUGUCCAAACUGUCUUGAGCUAGAUGGCCUGACAAAGGACUAUCCGCGAACCUUGGCAGCCUCACUAGAAGUACAUAACGUUGCGGCGGUGUUUUCGAAAACCGCAGAACGACACGAGUACUGGAGUUUAGGUACGAAUGAGGAACAAUUUCUCACAGAUGAAUUUGCAAUAAUUCAUCGAAGGGAUUAUGAAGUUGCGACGUCUAUGACGAAUUCGUUUGAGGAGUUUUCAUCCAGACCGUCAUUGACCGUGGCUUCGGAAGCGGUGGUUGUGAGGAUCUACCAGCUAUGGAAGGAUGCUAAAGGACGAAGUUGGAUGGAAGGCGGAGCCUUUCUUCGACCCUACGAUCUUCCCCCCAGCCUUUCUCACUCACCAGACACCUGGCAUCCAAGGGAGUUGAUCUAUGAUGAGACAAGUCGCCUUGUCCUUCCCCUCGCCACCCUUAGAGGACGUUGUUGUGUUCUCUCUCCCACCACCUAUCGACUUGGCCGACCGGCUGACCUUCCGGCUGUCGUGCUUCCACCAGAGGAGAUGACAAUCCCACCCACCGAUCACCAUCCACUCGUCUUCCUCUGUGAGCGUCUUAUCACAAAAAACGAGGAAGGAGAGCUACUUGUCAAAGAUAUUGCUCCGGCAUAUCUUAAGGUCAUUACCAAGCCUUACUACUUCUUACGGCACUCCGAAACCUCUCCGCUACGAGCCACAAUCACGAGGACUUGUACAACUCAACAUCUUCGCGAUCUUGACGCUGCAACUCGUCUUGGGGAUAUUAUUUCUCCUGGUGUCGAAUGUGGACGCCUCUUUGCCCACUCGGUCCAACGUCGGUGGAUGGAUGAGGCGCUUUCCGAUCCCGUUAAACAAGAUGUUUCAAACACCACCUCUCCUCUUCCUCAUCAGUCACCUAAGCGUCCUCGUGAAAGGAGUUUAAAUGCAAUCCUUCCCUUGUUAAAAUCGCAUUCACCGAUUGGGGUUACUGCCAUGUCAAAAACAACCGUCUUUCACCACGGCUCAAGGAAGCCCUCGCUUGUGAAGCCGCUCCUUUUGAGACCAUCUCCUCCAGGCUUACCAUCGCCAAAAAAACGUGUGCGUCCAGCAGGAGCGACAAGCUCGGCGCCAGCAGUCAAGCAACUGAGUUUCACGGAACUCCGACAGCAAAUUGCUCUUGGUGAUGAUUCUUUGACGAAGGAGCCUGUUUCUGUGACCCCUAAGCGACGUGGAAGGAAACCCAAGGCCUUGACAUCGUCACUACCUAAUCCGCUUGUCCCAAUUGAACCCCUGAGGGUGGAUGUGGAUGUGGGGGUUAAGGAAGAGGAGGAGGAGCAAGAGGCGGAAGAGGAAGGUGCGAAAGAGGGCUAUUUGGAACCCUCUAUAUCACCAAAACUCGCUGAGGUAACUUCAGUCAUGGACUCCUCUUUCUCGUGCGAGUCUAUUACCGUGACAGGAAUGUUGCAACAGGUUGCUCCUAUGGCCUCUAACGAAGUGAUGCCGACAGUGGAGGAAGUGGAGGUUGAGCAGCUGCACGAGUCGGUUUCACUUUUCCCUCCUGAUGAGGCACUACUACAAGGAGGAACUGAUGGUCUGCUUCGAAACUGUUGUCUCCAGCAGGAUUCAAUAGAAGAGACUGUAGUAGAUGUAAUCACUCCUUGCAGCGUUUGGAAGUCGGAGGCGGAGGUGAAGGUGGGGUGGGGACCAUGGGCCCCGACAGCUAGCCAUCCACCCCUACCCGUUGUCGGCGUUCCUGUAGCCUCUGUGAUCACUCUUCUCUGUCUGAGAGUGGCGAGGAGUGGCAGUCAUUGUUACACCUUUGCUGUGUUGCAGGACUGCGUCGUUGAACGCUCCGACCAAGUGGUGCGAAAUUGUCUCGAAGCCGUCACAACAAAGCUGAUGCCUUGUGCAGAUUCGAGUGAUCUUCUGCGUUCUUCACCUCCGCCGUGUCUUAUAGCGCCCCUUUGUCGUGUACCACGCGUCCUCUUCGAGGAAUUUGAUAGCUGGGAAGAGGGCUCCGUUGUGAGUAUUCCGGACGUUGAUGAGCACAUUUCCACCGAACUUCUCUCCACCGUUUUAAGGCGCCAUGAAGACAAUGGAGCGGAGUUUGAGGGUUGUUCGCUUCUCCAACUCUCUUUACCGGUUGUCUUAGAGGCCUCAGACGUCAUUUCUGUUGGUCGGUCUACAAUUGAUCGUGAUGACGAUGCUACGAAUGAGACGGAAGUGCAGGAUGUGGAGGAAGAACAAGAAGAAGAGGUCUACCAACCAAUCAGUAGCACCUCUGAGUCAAACUCUGAUACCUCCAACGACAACCCUGUUAGUUCAGCAUCGGCAACAACUCCAACCUUGACGGCGAUGGCUUCUUUCCCCUUGAUGGUGUCAGUGGAAGCGGAUAUUGCUACCACUACUGCAAGAGAGCGUCACAAUUCCAACAUGUCAACAACUCCCACUGCUGCUGCUGCGUCCGUUUCUGUUCCCAGCAUCACCAGGGCCAUAUCCUCCUCUUCUGUGUCUAGUUCGCGUCGACGUAAGGGCAGCAGUCCAAAAAAACGGGUGUUUGACGAUCCUGAGAGGAUUCUGGAUUUGUCGUCCAAGUCGAGCGCUGUGGACGAGUGA